AUGAAGACCUCGAAACCGCCAGCAGCUGCAAGCGACGCGGCCCCCAACAGAAGACAGCCUGUGCGACAGACCAGGACAAACCCGCCGAGGUCGUCUGCCACCACAAGCCGAGCGAGCGGCCGCGAUCGCGAUGCUGCCUCGGCCGCCGCGCAGGAGCAGCCCAUCGACAUCUUCCCUGGCGUCACGCACUUUGCCGAUGCAAUCACUGCGCUCCCCAAGGAGCUCGUGAAGCAUUUCACGCUUCUGAAGGAGGUCGAUGCAAAGAUCAACGUCCCCCAGCAGGCUCUUUUCCAGCUCAUCCACACGGCCCUCCGUCAGCCAGUACCCAACACCACACGCUCGCCAUAUGAUGGCACAACUACAGCUCCUCCCAGUGCGCCCGUGUCUGCCCCGAUGACGGCGCAAAACAGCAGCACAGGCAGCAACGCCCUCCUUGCCUCAGCCAACGGGCACCCCCCCACCUCCCACCCCUCGAACAACCCUGCCGAGGCCGGCGACUCCCCUGUUGUGCCUGGCUCGGCCUUUGACCAGAGCAAUCUGCCGCGGCGGCAGCUCUUCCGCAAGGUUGCCAUUGAGAUCAAAGAGAUGCUGGUCGCGCUCGAGGAGAAGAACCACGUCAUCUCGACGGCCAACGAUGCGCUCAACAAGCAGCUCGGCCGGAUCGACGACAUUUGGCCGCACCUGGAAAAGGAGUUUAGCGAGGAGGCCAAAUGGGGGAGCAACACCCAUUGGGCCUACCCGGAGAACCGCGCGGCCAGCCGCGCCACCAACAAUGCCCAGGCUGAGCGCUCCCGCCGCGAGGGCGCCGCGAGCCUUUCGGCAGCUGCGCAGCAGAUUGCCGAGGAAGCCGCUGCGCGCAGCGACGCCCGCAAGCAAGCUGUGGCGGCCCGUCGCAGCCAAAAGACCCAGGCGGCCAACAGCCACCAGGACUCCGACGCGGACGAUCACCAAAAGGCGGAGCCCAGAAAGUCGGGCGGCGGGUCCAAGUCGCGGAAGACGGCGGCCGACGCGUCUACAGCUAGUAUUGGCCUAGGCAUUUCCGGCGCGACGGGCGGCGCCGCAGGAGCGAAUGGCGCUCCCACAUCUGCGCCUAAGCGGCGGAAAGUCGAGAAACCAGCGGCCGCCACCUCGGUGCCAAUGGAGCGUGCUCUGAGCGGCGUCUAUGGCUCGGCGGCAAGCAAUGACAGCAAGGCCAAGACGUCGAGUCCACGCGAAUCACCUGCCCCCGACGGCACCGCGAAAAAGCGCAAAGCGCUGCCCGCCGGCGGAAACGCUGCCAAAAAGAGUCGCAACGGCGCUUCAGCUGCAUCGUCGCCUGUUAUCGGCAACUUCCCGGAUCCUCCGAAGCUUGGCCGCGCCUCCCCAGCCCCUGCCACUACGUCUUCCAGCAGUCUUCUUGCCCCGCCUGCUACCUUUGAAGCCCUCAGCAAGAGCCCGAGCCACGAAGGCGUUGUGAACGGGGAUGCGAGCCCACUGAAUACCGUCAGCCAGCCAACCGAGAAGCGGGCUGAGAAGGCCACAGAGUCUUUUGCAGGCAGCAAAACUGGCGACAGCAAGAGGAGUACCCCCGCUCCUGGUGCGGCCAAGGCCGGUGUGCAGGACAGUGCCGAUGCUACUACGAGCAGCAGCAGCGCAGCUCCUGCGACGAGUGCUGGCGCCAGCAACGGUAGCAACGCUGGCAGCAAUGGUGUCUCUUCUACACCCGUUACGGCACCCGAUGCUGUGCAGUCCCGUGAAAGUAACGCAGUGAAGGCUCCUGCCGAAGCUGCCACUCCCUCGGGCAAGAACGCCCCGGGUGGUUCAUCUCCAAACACAGCAUCCCCAGAGGACCAGAGCGCUGCUCAGCUCAAGGCAGAUGACAGCAAGCGGCGCCCGUCUCCUCUUCCACUGUCGACAGAUGACAAAACGACCAAUGGCGCCAGUGUGUCUGCGUCUGGGUCAGCGUCGGCGUCUGUGGGGCAAGCAAAUGGCUCGCGAACACCUGCAGACAAGCCGAGUCGAGAGUCUGCGACCCCGGCCUCGGGCCCGACACCCAUCCCCGCCCCCGCGCCCGCUUCAAGCACGACGGCCGUCCCUGCGCCGCCCGUCCAAACUGCCAGCCCGUCCAAGGUGGACACCCUCAAGAUCGAGGCAGCGGAGGCGCCCGUGUCCUCUGUGGCCAUGACCCGCACUAGAUCCGCGGGCGGCCAUAGCCACGACCUGAAGAGAGACCGAGACAGAGACGGCGGGGCGUCGUCGGGCGGCGGCAACGCUAAGUCGGACGAGGUGUCUGCAAAGAAGGAGCCGACACCGUCGGGCUCCGUCAUGACGAUCCAGCCGCCCCCAGUCACGACCAAGAGCGGACGUGCAAGCAAGCCGUCCACGCCGGCCCUGGCGACCUUUGCAGAAGCCUCGUCCUCGUCCCGGUCCAGGACAGCACGUGCGAGUGAGCCCGUGUCGUCGAAUGGCAAUGGCAGCAGCAGCAGCGGCACCGUGAAGAGGAGCCACAAGAAGGGCGCGUCUUCGGUCUCGUCACAGGCGGCCCACGGCCAUCACCGGCGCGAAAGCGCGAGCGGUGCAGGCGACGGCAAUAACUCGAUUGGUGUCACGGGCCACGGCCACGGCCACAGCCACAGCCAGAGCCACAGUGGCAGCAGCCGUAGUCACCAGUCUCAGCAGCAACAGGCCGCCCAGCAGAAGCUGCAGCAGCAGCAGCAGCAACAGCAGCAACAACAGCAGCAAAGCGGGCAGGACGACGACGACGACGAUCCGCUGUACUGCUACUGCGAGCGUGUCAGUUUCGGUGAGAUGAUUGCGUGCGAUGCCGACGAUUGCAAGCGCGAGUGGUUCCACCUGGAGUGUGUUGGACUGCGCGUAGCACCAAAACCCAAUGUGAAGUGGUACUGCGAGGACUGCAAGAGGCGGUUAAAGAACGGGGACCGCAAAUCGAACAACCGUUAA
Messenger RNA from Sporothrix schenckii 1099-18, 2940 nucleotides. RefSeq names its product phd finger domain containing protein. The record is from RefSeq and is a predicted model, not a curated record. The transcript has 3 exons. Bases 1 to 2940 code for a protein of 979 amino acids. Gene Ontology annotation, cellular component: nucleus; Rpd3L-Expanded complex; Rpd3L complex. NCBI's taxonomy places the organism in Eukaryota, Fungi, Ascomycota, Sordariomycetes, Ophiostomatales, Ophiostomataceae. Gene Ontology annotation, biological process: regulation of DNA-templated transcription.